GACAUUAAAAUGUCAACUGUCAUACAAAAUUGUGUCAAGUUGGCUUUUAUAGUGAAAAGUGUAAUUUUUGUUUGUGAUUUGCUGUACAAUUUAAAUAUUGACCAAUUAAAUUAAAUCAUGACUAAUGUUAACACAGGUGAACUACUGAAUUUUCAGGAUUAUUCUCCGGAGCACAAUGACCGCAGUGCGCGAAUCGAAGUCGAAGCAGUGCACACCAAUCAAUACAAUAAUAUGUCGAAUCCAACUUAUGGUUUUGAAGAGCCAAAAAACAUUGAAGAACCCCAAGCUGUCCCACAAAAAAACCAUAACUUCUGGACAAUAGAAUAUUAUCAGAAGUAUUUUGAUGUUCACACCAAUGAAGUGGUAGAACGGAUUAUAUCAUCAGUGUUGCCGCAGAGAGUCUCUCGCAACUAUUUUGAUGAACGGAUCAAAGGGAAACCUGAUUUGUAUGGACCUAUAUGGAUAUCUGUCACAUUGAUUUUCACAAUAGCAGUGAGUGGUAACAUAGCCAACUAUCUACAAAGUGCAAACAAAGUGGUACACUGGCGAUAUGACUUCCAUCUUGUCUCAUACGCGGCGUCUGCGAUAUUCUGCUAUGUGUGGCUUGUACCAUUGGCUCUAUGGGCCGCACUCAAGUGGACCACUCAGCCUGAUGGACAGGAUGAGAUUGAGACACAGCAAUCAACUUCACCGACAAUGAUGUCAUUAUUCUGUCUCUAUGGAUACUCUUUAUCUAUCUACAUCCCUGUGGCUAUCCUCUGGACUAUCCAGGUAUCCUGGCUGCAGUGGCUGUUCGUUCUGAUGGCAGCGUUUGUCUCCGGUGCAGUGCUGAUCUUCUGGCUGCUGCCAGCGCUGAGGAAGUCAAAGUACUUCCUAAUACUGAUCGGUUCAAUCUUAGCGUUCCAUUUUCUUUUAGCGACUGGUUUUAUGUUGUAUUUCUUCCAUGUACCAGAUGCAGAUGUACCAAUUAAGGUGGUCAGUACCACUGUUAAGGUUUAAGUUUAAGAUUUUAUUUCGAUCCAAAUUAAAUUUUUAUAGAUAUGAAUGCACAUUUGUUGUUAAAACUGGUUUUGGAUAAACAUAAACCACUUUUUCUCAUGUAAUACAAUAUUUGAUUAUAUAUCUCUUUAUAUCAAAAUGUGUAUGAAAUAAGAAUUUGAAAUAUGUAUGGAAUUUGAUGUUUCUCCAUUUAAUUUUAAAGUUGGAUUGAAAUUAAAUUUAGUUUUUUUACUUAAUGUUUAUCAUUCCAUAU
This is a messenger RNA of Papilio polytes (common Mormon), 1252 nucleotides long. RefSeq names its product protein YIPF2. The transcript has 4 exons. Gene Ontology annotation, biological process: vesicle-mediated transport. Lineage: Eukaryota; Metazoa; Arthropoda; Insecta; Lepidoptera; Papilionidae. Gene Ontology annotation, cellular component: membrane; Golgi apparatus. The record is from RefSeq and is a predicted model, not a curated record. Bases 118 to 999 code for a protein of 293 amino acids. Gene Ontology annotation, molecular function: small GTPase binding.